AUGCUUCUCCCCCUCCUCUCCGUGCUGAUCCUGCUCACACUGCCUCCGAGGUCAGUGGGGACAGAAAUGAAGACCUAUGCCAAGAAAAUGGUGACCGAUGCCUGCACCCUGGUCAUGUGUAGCCCUGGGGAGAGUGGCCUGCCUGGUCGUGACGGACGAGAUGGGAGAGAGGGCCCCCGGGGCGAGAAGGGGUAUCCAGGUUUACCAGGAGCUCCAGGGCAACCGGGGAUGCCUGGACCAGCUGGCCCAGUUGGGCCCAAAGGGGACAAUGGCUCUGUUGGAGAACCUGGACCAAAGGGAGAUUCCGGACCUCGUGGACCUCCGGGACCUCCAGGUGUGCCUGGUCCAGCUGGAAGAGAGGGUCCCUCGGGAAUGCAGGGGAAUGUAGGACCUCAAGGCAAACCAGGCCCCAAAGGAGAGGCUGGGCCCAAAGGAGAAGUGGGUGCCCCAGGCACUCCGGGCUCUGCAGGGGCAAGAGGCCCCCCAGGGCUUAAAGGAGAAAGAGGUGCCCCCGGUGAGCGUGGAGCCCCCGGAAGUGCCGGAGGAACAGGGCCAGCAGGGGCCACGGGCCCACAGGGACCUCUGGGUGCCAGGGGACCCCCAGGACCGAAGGGGGACAGAGGUGCUCCUGGGGAAAGAGGAGCAAAGGGAGAGAGUGGGCUUCCAGACAUCACUGCUCUGAGGCAGCAGGUGGAGAGCUUAGAGAAACAGGUACAACGCCUUCAGGGUGCCCUCUCUCAGUGUAAGAAAGUGGUGCUCUUUCCCAGCGGCCGAGGGGUCGGUGAGAAGAUCUUUAAGGCGUCUGGCUUUGAAAAGUCCUUUGAGGAUGCACAGCAAAUAUGCGCACAGGCCGGGGGCAGGAUGCCCUCCCCACGCUCGGUGGCUGAGAACGAGGCCCUGCGGCAGCUGGUCGAGGCAGAGAACAAGGGCGCCACCUUCCUGAGCGUGUCCGACUCCAAGAAGGAGGGCAUGUUCAUCUACCCCAACGGGGAGCCCCUGCUCUACUCCAACUGGGCCCCGGGGGAGCCCAACAACGAAGGUGACGAGGACUGUGUGGAGAUCUUCGCCAACGGCAAGUGGAACGACAAGUCCUGUAACGAGAAUCGCCUGGUGAUCUGCGAGUUCUGA
Miniopterus natalensis is the source of this 1128-nucleotide messenger RNA. RefSeq names its product surfactant protein D (gene SFTPD). Gene Ontology annotation, cellular component: multivesicular body. NCBI's taxonomy places the organism in Eukaryota, Metazoa, Chordata, Mammalia, Chiroptera, Miniopteridae. The record is from RefSeq and is a predicted model, not a curated record.